AUGUUCCCCUGUCCCGGGGUGCACACGAGUCCUGUCAACACUGGAAUCAAAUGUAUGGAGAAUGGAACCACAAUUCUCAGUCCAGGAUCAAUCUCUGGUCUGAUAGAAAAUAUCAAGUGGCUUUAUAACGAUGACAUCAUUGCAGACUGGCUUGGACGAAGAAAAAGGUUCUUCCGUCAUUGUGAAGGUCGCUGUGACAUCAACACAGAAACUGGAAGUCUGACGAUCAACAGUUGGAGUCUGAUUGACUGUGGGAACUACACUACGAAGAUCAAGACAAAAACUGGAAAACUGGAUUUAUUUAAUCUCAAUGUGACAAACUGCGGCAAACACACAGUGAAGAUCAACAGCACAGACAUGAAGAACGUUCCAGACAUGAAGAACGUCGACAACAACUCAGAAGGGUGGAACACGGAGACUAUCAUCAUCAUCAUCAUCAUCAGCGUCUUCAUCAUUGCUGUUGCUCUUUCCUUUGCGAUUUAUUGUUGUUGUUGCAAACGCAGACAAAAUCAAGAACACCUGACAGGACGCAUUCAGAGGAGAGGCCUCAGCUGGCUCCGCCCAGUGAGGAGGAGCAUCAGUUCUACUCUGAUCUACUUCCAGCGUGUUUCUAUAUCAGCUGCAGACCUGAACCCACAAGAAGAAGAAGAAGAUCCUCUGAACUCGUCUUCAUCACCUUCUGAAGAUGAAGACCAAGCUGGACCUGCUGAAGGAACAGGAAGUCUUUCAUGUUCAAUUCCAUGUUCAAUCUCAAACUAA
This is a messenger RNA of Oryzias melastigma (Indian medaka), 759 nucleotides long. RefSeq lists its product as uncharacterized. The coding region runs from base 1 to 759 and encodes 252 amino acids. The transcript is spliced from 6 exons. The record is from RefSeq and is a predicted model, not a curated record. Lineage: Eukaryota; Metazoa; Chordata; Actinopteri; Beloniformes; Adrianichthyidae.